AUCAGCUGGCCAUAUCCAUCUCCCACUGCAUACCACCACGAUAGGUGCGAGCCAUGGCGACGUGCUGCCACUCUUCCUCCAGUUUCAUAUGCAUCGUCUUCCUCCUCGUUGUCGUUGCCGUGGCAGCGGAAGGUGAAGGAUGCGUGCAGGCGCGACAGCGGAAAUUGCAGCAGAUGUUGGGACCAUCGCCAGUACCGCUGCCAAAUCCGAAUCCGCAGCCGGACCCUAAUCCACAACCUUUGCCUAAACCAGACCCAAACCCGCAACCAUUACCGCAACCACUGCCGGGCCCAAACCCGCAGCCACAACCAUUACCUCAGCCUCUUCCGGACCCAAACCCACAGCCACAGCCAUUACCACAGCCUCUGCCGGAUCCAAACAUACAGCCACCGCCAUUACCACAACCUCUGCCACAACCACUGCCGGGCCCAAUCGCGCAGCCUCUGCCACAGCCACUACCGGGACCAAACCCGCAGCCACUGCCGCAACCAGAUGUCCAAGGCUCAUAUCCACAGGUACAACCAUUGCCAGAUUCAAACACGCCCGGGCGACAAAAUAACGCACUACAGGGGCCGCAACCACUUGGUGCAGCCUCAACUUUACAUUCGUGUGGUGCUACAUACAAACGGAUAUUUUUCAUGGGUUUAUUGUUGUACUAUUUUGUUUAGAUAAAGCUAUGCUUGCUCUUGUAAACAAAUCUAUCAUUUUUUAGGCUUUGUA
Messenger RNA from Hordeum vulgare subsp. vulgare (domesticated barley), 720 nucleotides. Its product is annotated as procyclic form-specific polypeptide B-alpha-like. The transcript has a single exon. The coding region runs from base 54 to 668 and encodes 204 amino acids. The record is from RefSeq and is a predicted model, not a curated record. Lineage: Eukaryota; Viridiplantae; Streptophyta; Magnoliopsida; Poales; Poaceae.